Eubalaena glacialis (North Atlantic right whale) is the source of this 1961-nucleotide messenger RNA. RefSeq names its product aarF domain containing kinase 5 (gene ADCK5). NCBI's taxonomy places the organism in Eukaryota, Metazoa, Chordata, Mammalia, Artiodactyla, Balaenidae. The transcript is spliced from 15 exons. The coding region runs from base 57 to 1802 and encodes 581 amino acids. The record is from RefSeq and is a predicted model, not a curated record.
UGCUGGGCCGGCGACACGAGCGUGCGGCGAGCGGGAGUGGAGUUGCGGUCCCGAAGAUGUGGAGACCUUCCCAGCUCUGCCGCUUCCACUUGGCCCUGCUGCAGGGCAGGCCGAAGCCCUGGCCAUCCCCCACUGCCUUCUUCAGGAGAAACCUCGGGGCACCGCCUGCAAGGUGGCCCUCGAGACCGCAGCCCCUGUGGAAGAAGGCACUCUCCGCCACGGUGCUGGGGGUGCCCCUGCUCCUCGGGGCGAGGUACCUCACGGCUGAGCCACAGGAGAGGAGGCGGAUGCGGCUCGUGGGGGACGGCAUCGGGCGCUUCAGCAGGUCUUUGAGGGUCGGCCUGCAGAUCUCCCUGGACUACUGGUGGUGCACAAAUGUCGUCCUGCGAGGGGUGGAGGAGAACAGCCCGGGGUACUUGGAGGUGAUGUCUGCAUGUCACCAGCGGGCGGCCGACGCCCUGGUGGCUGGGGCCAUCAGCAACGGGGGCCUCUACGUGAAGCUGGGCCAGGGGCUGUGCUCCUUCAACCACCUGCUGCCCCCCGAGUACAUCAAGACACUGCGGGUGCUGGAGGACAGGGCUCUCACGCAGGGCUUCCGGGAGGUGGACGAGCUGUUCCUCGAAGACUUCCGGGCCCCGCCCCACGAGCUCUUCCAGGAGUUUGACUACCAGCCCAUCGCGGCGGCGAGCCUGGCCCAGGUGCACCGCGCCAGGCUGCACGACGGCACCGUGGUGGCCGUGAAGGUGCAGUACAUCGACCUGCGGGACCGCUUCGAGGGCGACAUCUACACCCUGGAGCUCCUGCUGCAGCUCGUUGAGCUCAUGCACCCCAGCUUCGGCUUCAGCUGGGUCCUCCAGGACCUGAAGGGGACCCUGGCCCAGGAGCUGGACUUUGAGAAUGAGGGCCGCAAUGCCGAGCGCUGUGCACGGGAGCUGCAGCACUUCCGCUAUGUCGUGGUGCCACGCGUACACUGGGACGUGUCCAGCAAGCGCGUGCUGACGGCGGAAUUCUGUGAGGGCUGCAAGGUCAACGACGUGGAGGCCAUCAAGACCAUGGGGCUGGCGGUGCGGGAUAUAGCGGAGAAACUGAUCAAGGCCUUUGCCGAGCAGAUAUUUUACACAGGCUUCGUCCACUCUGACCCCCACCCUGGCAAUGUUCUGGUGCGGAAAGGCCCCGAUGGGAAGGGACAGCUGGUGCUGCUGGACCAUGGGCUGUACCAGUUCCUGGACGAGAAGGACCGGUCAGCCCUGUGCCAGCUGUGGCGGGCCAUCAUUCUGAGGGACGAGGCUGCCAUGAAGGCGCACGCAGCUGAGCUCGGGGUGCAAGACUACUUCCUGUUCUCCGAGGUGCUCAUGCAGCGGCCUGUGCGCCUGGGGCAGCUGUGGCGCUCACGCCUGCUGAGCCGUGAGGAGGCGGCCUACAUGCAGGACAUGGCGCGGGAGCACUUCGAGGCGGUCAUGGCCGUGCUCAAGGCCCUGCCGCGGUCCAUGCUGCUUGUGCUGCGCAACCUCAACACCGUGCGCGCCGUCAACACCGCCCUGGGCGCCCCAGUGGACCGCUACUUCCUCAUGGCCAAGAGCGCAGUCCGGGGCUGGAGCCGCCUGGCGGGCACCACGUGCCAGAACGUCUAUGGCGCCAGCCUCUUGCGCCACAUCAGGGUCAUCUGGGAGUCGUUCAAGUUUGAAGUGGCCCUGAGGCUGGAGACCCUGUCGAUGCGGAUCACCGCCCUCCUGGUCCGAGUCCUGGUCCACCUGGGCCUCGUGCCCAAGACCAAGGGGCUGUACGAGUUCCUGGAGACCUAGGGACCCCCCGCACGAGGAUCACAGAGCUCGCGCCACCGCAGGCUGAGGGGCCGGCCAGGGCCAAAGCACAGAUGCCUAAGACAGACCUGGGGGCACUGGAGUGACUGUGGCCUGGAGUUGGGCCUGCAAUGACCACACGCUCUUCUCAAAUCACACAAA